Messenger RNA from Westerdykella ornata, 1350 nucleotides. RefSeq lists its product as uncharacterized. Bases 296 to 1195 code for a protein of 299 amino acids. Gene Ontology annotation, molecular function: serine-type endopeptidase activity. The record is from RefSeq and is a predicted model, not a curated record. The transcript has a single exon. Gene Ontology annotation, cellular component: membrane. Lineage: Eukaryota; Fungi; Ascomycota; Dothideomycetes; Pleosporales; Sporormiaceae.
CAUCCUGGCAACUCUUCCGGGCCGACCGGAGAUGUCGAACGACGGUCGUGGACAAGACCGUCAAAGGAUUCGUACCUGUCCAUUGUUGCCAUCAUUUACUGGAGGGCUGGAAUCAUUCCAUCGCUAUCGUGGAUAAAGUCAAGAGAUAUAUCCGGAGUACUUUGGAACGCUGGGCCCUAUCCCUUGGAUCAGCCUUCCAUUCUCACGUGCCUUACCGGAGUGUGCAAGUCCCCCCCGUGUGCGAGAAAAAGAGAUAAGGGAUUAUAAAGUAUUUCGGACGAUCCAAUACAUCACCAUGGCCUCCCUCUUCCGCCUGGUUAGGCCACUGUGCCCGCACACGCUGAGACCUCUCCGACCAUCUCUCGCCCCACGCUUCUUCUCCCCCAGCACGACCAAAGCCUUUGGCCUCGCCCAUGGACCCUCCAGAUUCCUCAAUCGCCAGCCCAGCGCCAUCCUUCGCCGUCUGUAUGCCCGCAACCACAACCAGGGCUGGGGUCCAUCCUCUCCGCCCCCUCCACCACCAUCCGGCAACCCAUACGAAAAUGCCCAAGCCAACAUGCGCAUCAUCUACCUCUUCGCCGCCAUCAACACCGCCGUCUGGGCCUACGCCGCUUACUGCAAAAUCUGCGCCCAGCAAGGCAACCCCCAGCCGUGGAUGCAAUUGGCCCCACGCGUGCUGCUCAACCUACGCAAUGUCCUUUCCGGCCACUACGAGACCAUCAUCACCAGCGCAUUCGCCCACCUGGAUCCCAUCCAUCUUCUUGCUAACAUGACAUCUUUUUACUUCAUCGGUCGCCUCGUCGCGGAAAACGCCGGCAUCAUGCCCAGGCACUUCGUCACGCUGCUCCUCGGCUCCGCCAUCAGCGGCUCCCUAGGCUACCUGCUUGUCCGUUACCAGCAUGUGCGGCGCACGGGGCAAGCAGAUACCCAGUCGGGAUUGGGCUUCAGCGGAGCUGUCAUGGGUCUUGGGCUCGCGGCCUCGAUGAUGUUUCCCAGGACGGUGUUUCACGUCUACGGGAUCAUUCCGGUGCCGUUGUGGGUGCUGAUGGGUGGCUAUCUCAUCUAUGAUGGAUAUUAUCUCUCGUCGGAAAAGAAGACGGGCGUGGCGCAUGCGGGCCAUCUUGGGGGUGCAGCUUUUGGCGCCUUGUAUUACCUGCUUGUGUUGCGGAGGCCGUUUUUGAGGUUGAGGCUUUGAGGUACAGAAGGGGACGGAGGAUGGGCGGAUAAAUAUAAAAGAGGGAGAGUGGGUAGAAGAUAGAUGCGAGCUACGUCCAAGCCCUGCUAUUUAGUGGGCAUUGUAAGAUAUUCGACAGUCGUUGCAUUUAAACUGAGAAUAAUUCAUGCAUAGCC